AGUAGCUUCUUUUUUUUUUUGACUGUGAUUUGAGAUACAUUUGGAAAAAAUGAAUGAAAUUAUUUUUGUUUCAUAUCAAGAAAUGGAUGAAAAGAGGCUGCUGGAUCCAGGGUUGAAGGUUCAUACAAGCCUCUGGGAUUAUACUCUGAAGAACCAGCAGAUGGAAUGCCUGAGUGACUGAAGAAAAUGGGUGCUAAUGCAUCUAACUAUCCUCAUUCAUGCUCCCCGAGGAUAGGGGGAAAUUCACAAGCCCAACAAACUUUUAUAGGAACAUCAUCCUAUUCUCAGCAAGGCUAUGGUUGUGAAUCAAAAUUGUAUAGCCUUGACCAUGGCCAUGAGAAACCACAAGACAAAAAAAAGAGAACCUCUGGCCUUGCCACCCUCAAAAAGAAGUUUAUUAAGCGUCGAAAAUCUAAUAGAUCUGCUGAUCACGCCAAGCAGAUGCGAGAACUCCUCUCUGGGUGGGAUGUUAGAGAUGUCAAUGCUUUAGUGGAGGAAUACGAGGGAACUUCAGCCUUAAAGGAGCUUUCUCUACAAGCCAGUUUGGCUAGACCAGAAGCCCGGACAUUGCAGAAAGAUAUGGCCGAUCUUUAUGAGUACAAGUAUUGUACUGAUGUAGACUUAAUAUUUCAAGAAACUUGUUUUCCUGUUCAUCGUGCCAUUUUGGCAGCAAGGUGUCCAUUUUUUAAAACACUGCUUUCUUCCUCACCUGAGUAUGGAGCGGAGAUAAUAAUGGACAUCAAUACAGCUGGUAUCGAUAUGCCCAUGUUUUCUGCUUUGUUACACUACCUUUAUACUGGAGAGUUUGGAAUGGAGGACUCAAGGUUUCAAAAUGUCGAUAUCCUCGUUCAGCUUAGUGAAGAAUUUGGAACACCAAAUUCUCUCGAUGUAGAUAUGCGUGGACUCUUUGAUUACAUGUGUUAUUAUGAUGUUGUCCUUAGUUUUUCUUCAGACUCUGAACUGGUUGAAGCUUUUGGUGGAAAUCAGAACUGCUUAGAUGAAGAGCUCAAAGCUCACAAGGCUAUUAUUUCAGCACGGUCCCCAUUUUUUCGAAAUUUAUUACAAAGGAGGAUACGGACUGGUGAAGAAAUCACAGACCGAACUUUGAGGACUCCCACAAGAAUUAUAUUAGAUGAGUCCAUUAUACCAAAAAAAUAUGCGAAAGUUAUAUUACACUGUAUGUAUACCGACGUGGUGGACCUCUCCGUUUUGCACUGUAGCCCCUCUGUUGGGAGUCUCAGUGAAGUGCAGGCUCUUGUCGCAGGGAAGCCAAACAUGACUAGGGCAGAAGAAGCCAUGGAACUUUACCAUAUAGCACUGUUCUUGGAAUUUAACAUGCUUGCACAAGGCUGUGAGGAUAUCAUUGCUGAGAGCAUCUCAUUAGAUACCUUAAUUGCCAUCCUCAAGUGGAGCUCUCAUCCAUAUGGCUCUAAAUGGGUGCACCGACAAGCUUUACAUUUCCUCUGUGAGGAAUUUUCCCAGGUCAUGACUUCGGAGGUUUUUUAUGAACUCAGCAAAGACCAUCUGCUUACUGCUAUCCAGUCUGACUACCUACAGGCAAGUGAGCAAGAUAUCCUUAAAUAUCUGAUUAAGUGGGGAGAACAUCAGUUGAUGAAAAGAAUAGCAGACAGAGAGCCAAACUUACUGAGUGGCACUGCUCAUAGUGUGAACAAAAGAGGUGUAAAAAGACGAGACCUGGACAUCGAAGAGCUUAGAGAGAUCCUUUCUCCUCUCUUACCUUUUGUGCGAAUUGAACACAUCUUACCUAUAAAUAGUGAAGUCCUAAGUGAUGCAAUGAAAAGAGGCUUGAUUAGCACUCCUCCAUCAGAUAUGCUUCCUACAACAGAAGGUGGAAAGUCGAACGCCUGGUUAAGGCAAAAAAAUGCUGGUAUAUACGUUCGUCCUCGACUGUUCUCUCCCUAUGUGGAUGAAGCAAAGUCAGUGCUAGACGAGAUGAUGGUGGAACAAACAGAUCUUGUGCGUUUGCGAAUGGUUAGAAUGUCCAAUGUGCCAGACACACUUUAUAUGGUCAGUAAUGCCGUGCCACAGUGCUGUCACAUGAUCAGCCACCAGCAGAUCAGCAGUAACCAGUCAAGCCCUCCUUCAGUUGUAGCCAAUGAAAUUCCAGUUCCUCGUCUCCUCAUUAUGAAAAACAUGGUCAGGCGUCUGCAGGAACUACGACACACUGAGCAGGUGCAGAGAGCCUAUGCACUUAACUGUGGGGAAGGCGCCACCGUCAGCUAUGAAAUUCAGAUUCGAGUAUUGAGAGAGUUUGGUCUUGCAGAUGCUGCUGCAGAGCUCCUACAGAAUCCUCACAAGUUCUUUCCUGAUGAACGUUUUGGGGAUGAAAGCCCGCUCUUGACAAUGAGGCAGUCUGGCAGAUGUCGAGUUAACAGUACCCCUACCACAGAAACCAUGUUUACAGACCUGGACUCUCUUGUGGCCUUCCAUCCACCCUUGCCCCCUCCUCCACCUCCAUACCACCCCCCAGCUACUCCAAUUCAUAACCAGCUCAAAGCAGGUUGGAAACAAAGACCUUCCAGCCAGCAUCCUUCACGUUCAUUUUCUUAUCCCUGUAAUCAUUCACUGUUUCACUCCAGAACAGCUCCUAAAGCUGUCCCUCCUCCAGUCUAUUUGCCCAGUGUUAAAGCGGCACUGCCCGACUGUGCCAACACUGCAGGACUGGGGAGACAGACGGUAGCUGCCGCCGCAGCCGCUGCCGCAUCAGCAGCAAUAACGUCUGAAAAACAAGUGUGUACACAACCUGUGCUAAAUGAUCUAAUGCCAGAUAUCGCCAUGGGUGUAUCCACAUUGUCACUCAAGGACAGAAGGCUUCCAGAACUUGCCGUGGACACAGAAUUAAGCCAGUCAGUUUCUGAAGUAGGACCAGGGCCUCCUCAGCAUCUAUCAUGUGUUCCACAGAGACAUACACACACUUCUCGAAAGAAACACACACUGGAGCAAAAAACAGAUGCUAGAGAAAAUCAGCAUGAAUAUCCAGAUUUCUAUGACUUCUCAAGUGCUGCUUGCAGACCUUCUGCUCCUGCUCCUUGCAGACGUACUCCUUCCCCUUCCCAAGGGGGAUAUUUUGGUCCUGAUUUGUAUAGCCACAAUAAGGCCUCAACAAGUGGCUUAAAGUCAGCCUACCUACCUAGCCAAUCCUCUCCUAAAAAACAGGAAGAAGCUAGGAGAGAAUAUCCGCUUUCCCCUGAUGGGCAUCUACACAAACAAAGGAAUGAGUCAAUACAUCUUGAUGUAGUCGAGCAACCUUCCCAGCGAUCAGACUUUCCUUUGGCAGCCCCAGAAAAUUCCAGUAAUGGUCCAGUCCACUUCAGGGGACGAACAGCAGUAGAAACUGACUUGACUUUUGGGCUGACUCCUAACAGACCUUCACAUUCUGCAUGUGGCCCUGAAGCUCCAGAAGAGAGAUCCAGCAGGAGGGUGGCAGACAGUGAGUCUCUGGGCCAUGGAGCUCAGAGAAGUUCAGAUUUGGAAAGGGAGGAUUCAGUAAGCAGAGGAAGGAGGUCACCAAGCAAGCCAGACUUCCUCUACAAAAAGUCUGCCCUCUGAGAGCAACCUCCAAGUCCUCUGUGCCUGAGAUGUGAAACAUCCCAUUUAUGAUGUAACCCAACAACUUAUGGACCAGUUUAUUGAUGCCAGCUGAUAAUUCAGUUUCACAUUAUUUUAUACUAAUUUUUUGUAUAUAUAUGUUUAUUAGGCGUAGCAUGCUAAGAAGGUUAUUUUGAAUGCUGCAUCUAUUUUGUGUUUGAACAAUUGUGUGAGGAAGCAUUUUUAAGAGCGAGCAAGCUGGCACUUUUUUUUCUCUUUACAAAAUGAUGGAAUUUUUUUUGCACUUGUACAUUUAUUUUACCUGUAUUGAUUUUAUAUCAGUAUGUUAACUUUAUUGCCACAUUUAAAGAACUGUAUUUUCAUACUUUUUUGCAUUUUACUUUUCAUCACCCAAUUUCCACGUGCAUUGGAUUGCACACUAAGAUGUAUUUUCUUAUGAAAUAGUUCUGUGUUUAUUUUUUAAUUAUAGAAAUUCCAAAGAACAGCACAUCAAAAUGCUCCUCUCUUUUCAGUAAUUGUUUUAGUUCGGAAAUCUUCCUAUUCAAUCUCUAUUAAUCCCACGUCAUUCUUUUGUAAUAAGUCUUGGGAGCUGGUCCUCAUUCCUUCAGCAGGAGUCCACUCAGGAUGCUGAAGUUUUCCAAGGUUCAGAAGAGAGCGUGGAAGGAGAAAAACCUUCCUUGUGGUACCAGCUAAAGCUGUUGCUUUUUUCAAAGUGUGGAUUCUGGUGGUAUGGAUUUAGAACUUCACUAAAUCGGGUUCUAAGAGAUCGGAUUACUUGGAAUUACAAAGCAGUAGAAAUAGCAAAUUAACUGAAAGAUUUUACUGCCUGGAUUUCCGAUUCUGAGAGUCGACUCCCCAGCUGCAACGGGUGACAUGCCUGCUGCUGCCUUCAGUUGUCUUGCUCUCAAAAGGAAAAAAAAACAAAAAACAAAAGGGCUUCAGUCUAUGGAUGUCAUUUGGUGUUUGAAAGCAUAUUUUUUUAACAAUGUUUUUCAAAGUAUGUCUGAACUUUGCCGUGCUAUAAAAAGUUGUUGUAUAAUGCAUAAUGCUUUGCCACCAAAAAAAAGGAAAAAGAAAAAAAAUUUUUCAGUUAAACACUACAUGUCCUACUUGAACUCCACCGGGGAUGCUGGUUUGGGCAUUUCACUGAACCACUGCAGCACACGGGAUAUUUUAAGAUCCUCUCCCUUGGAAGGGCAAUGGGUGAGCUAAGGACUGUUUUUUUCUUACUCUCCAAUGUAAAUAUAUUAGUAUUUGAGUUUUUAAAUUACAUCAACAUUAUUUGAGCAUUCACUUUGUAUUUUUUACAAACACACACACACACACACACAGCCGUAGCACUUAGAAGAAAAGAGACUUUCUGAACAUUCCCUCAUAGGAAGGAUGUUUGGAAACCUCUUUUCCAUGUAUGUCUAUAUAUAUAACUAUAACUCACUCACAGUCACUCUGAAACUAUGCAGGGCCAGGGAGCCUUUACAAGCUACCGUAUAAAUGAGUUACAUGCACUUUCAAGUAAAUAGGUUUCUAUUAGGUGUCAACAACUCUGAUUUUUCCCAAAACUGUAUCUUCUCUUACAAUCUUUUCCUACUUUACCCUGUGGAUAUACACUCAGGAAUAAUCUGACAUUUAAAAAAAUCCUAACAGUAGAUAGUCUCAAAGAUGAGACCCAUGUCAGUAUAUCUAUUUACACCGGCAAACUGCUUGCCUGGCUAGUUAGCUGCUGCUAGUGCAUCUGUCGAUGUGGGUCAUGUUGCAUCCCGCUCUCCAGUCUCCCCAAGUUAACACUAGUCUACUGUAAGGGUGGCUGCGCAUCGCCUUCAAGGCCCCUUUUUUAAAGAUAAAAAAACAUAGGACUCUGUUCUCAUUUUUAGGAGGUUUGACUCUUAUAAUAGAUGAUGGUGUCUUUUGAAGCCCAAUCUCUGUCUGUCUUAAGAAACAAAAGUUGUUAAUUCCAUGAUACUCCUUAAUGUGAAUUUUUGUGGGUUAACAUGAAUUAUUUUGAUAUAGUUUUAAAUUUCUCUUCUGAAUCAGACUGUACUAACCUGAUCCUGCAAAGAAGAAUGAAUAGACCUAAUUUGGAUGAGGGGGGAAAAAAGUUCUCAUCUCUGACCUUGUUUUUUAAAAUGUUAGAAUACAGCUAUUGAUCCCACAUAUUCAUUUGCCGAAAAAUUCAUUGAAUAUUCUUUCAUAUCCCAAAAACAUAAUUAUAAAGAUAAAUGGCCACUGUUCAUAUUUUAUUUAAUUUGUGACAUUUGCUUUUAAUAAUUUAGUAGCUUACCUGGGCAAACUGUGUGUAUAAAGGGAAACUUUGCUUUAAUUUAUGGGAUUGUGGACUGAUAUGACUAGCAGAAAGUAAAACGAUGUGGUUUUUUGUGUGUUAGGGUGUUAGUGGACUUACUAAUGUAUCUUGUGGAGUAUGGUUAAUAUCAGUUAAGUUGAAUAGCUACGUGCCUCUGGCUUUUGAACCCAUCUAGUAAAUCUUUUUGAAUGCUGUAUUAAGAUAAAUGUGAAGUCUGCAUAAGAUUGCUCUCAGAAAAAAAAAAAAAUAGACAUAUAAAAUAAAACUUAGGCCACAGGAACUGGCAUUUUACUUGGUAUAGCAAUUUGAUGAGAACCAAAUCAAAAAAUACCAGCUCUCCUUUGGAGGCCAUGGACAAUCGGGCCGUUCAGACAAUCACCACUUUCGUACCCAUUGUGUGUUGAGAUUAGAGAAUAACCAUUUAGAUCAUAGAGUAGAAAGAGAAAAUUCAAGUUUCUUAAAGAUGCUGUUGGUCUUUUUCUUAUGUUUUUGUUUUAGUUUUGUGGUUUUGAUGAGUAAUUUCUUAAGUUCAAAGUUCCCUGUGACUCCUAAAGAAAAAAAUAGCAGCAUGAAAAGUAAAAAAUUAUUCCUGAAAUGCAGUUGUUUAAAUUUUUCACGUAACAUAUCCUUUCUCACAUUCCCCCUUUAGCUUUUCCUAGGCACAAGUUCCUAGACUUUUAAGCUAUCCUGACAUUUUGAUAAACAGUUAGAUUUUAAGGAUUUUUAGUGAGAGGUCUGUAUAUUUAAGUCUUUCUGUAGAACUCUCUGUGAAAUUUUACGUAAUUUUUGUUUGAGCUUCCUCAAAAAAAAUCUUGUUUUUAUUACAAUUGUCAUCCUUUAUUGACUUUUCUUUUGAUUUGAUGUUCAAGUUCUAGCAGUGGACACACUACGUGUGCAAAUGAAUUACAAUGGUGAUGCAGAAUUUAAAGGGAAAACCACAAUGCGUCAGCAGAAGGGGGCUCAGAGCUGACGUCCACUGUCGUUCUCUAGAGGGGAAGGAGGAACAUUUCUCAGUAACUAUGCUAGCAAAAGAUGUAAUUUCCUGACGUUUUGUUUGCUUUGAGUUUCAUGAAACAGUUGUGAGAUACUUGUUUUGCCAUUCUAAGGCAUUAAUGUUUUUAUCUUAGGACCGAAUUCAAAGGGAAAUGCUUAUUUGACUUUUUAAAAUUAUUUGGUUGACUUUCAACUUUCUUUAGUUAUUAAAAUAGCAGUGAUGGGUGCUAUUCCCAGUUCUGCGAUGGUUUACUUUGUCUAAUAAAUAAUUUACUUUCAAACCUCACUACAGCUAAUCUUUCUAAAAGAGUUACUGUGCACACAGCUAAAAGGUAUUUUACUAUUUUCCAUCAAUACUGUUGUAUGAACAAUGUUUUAUCAAAUGUAUUUUUGUCCUACAGAUUGCAAUAGUUAUAUAAUUACUGUAUUGGCAAGUCUUGUUUUUUUUUUCCCCUCUAGAAAACCCUAAGACUGUGUGUCAGCUUUCCAUUUCUUGAGUAUUACAAAGCUGUGGCUGUUUCUAUAGAAAGAACACUUGCAAGCGUGUGUCUUGAAAUUCACCUUUUGUGUUAGUUUGCUUAUGUGGACUCUAAGAAGCAGGAAGGCUCUGGAAGCUCGUCGUGUGCACCUACACACUGGGCAUCCUGCUCGUGGGGGUGGGGUGUCUGAAAGAUAAAGAUUCCUGAACUCAACUUGCUGUUUAUGUACCACGUCUGUCCUAAAGAGAGGUGGUAUCUUCUACAACACUACAUUUCUUGUGGUUGUGCUGUUACUGGUAUAAAGUCAAGUGCCUUCAAUGCUAAAGGCUCAGAAAUUUUUCUUAAACUGAUUUCAUGUCCUAUGCAAGUGUUUUCUACAACCUGCAUAAACAGUACUUUGUAAAACUUGUUUACGCUUCAAUUGUACAUAGUGUUUUUUAAAGAAAUAUAUAGUAUUUUUAUUUAGGUACCUCCAAACUUGAAUUCGUCUGUGUGAAGCAUUGUAAAACGAUACAUUUCUCUUUUGAGUACCAUUACAGUUGUACAAAGGUUUUCACUGGGUUCUAUUUUUCUACUGUUACUGAGGAGCAUGUAACACUGACUUUAUCCUGCACAUAGUUGGCAUUUCAAAUAAAUGGCUUGUAUAGAA
Choloepus didactylus (southern two-toed sloth) is the source of this 7990-nucleotide messenger RNA. It is a transcript of the gene BTBD7, whose product is annotated as BTB domain containing 7. The transcript is spliced from 10 exons. The coding region runs from base 187 to 3570 and encodes 1127 amino acids. Gene Ontology annotation, molecular function: protein binding. The record is from RefSeq and is a predicted model, not a curated record. Lineage: Eukaryota; Metazoa; Chordata; Mammalia; Pilosa; Megalonychidae. Gene Ontology annotation, biological process: regulation of branching involved in salivary gland morphogenesis; morphogenesis of a branching epithelium.